Messenger RNA from Diceros bicornis minor, 1630 nucleotides. RefSeq names its product doublesex and mab-3 related transcription factor 3 (gene DMRT3). Lineage: Eukaryota; Metazoa; Chordata; Mammalia; Perissodactyla; Rhinocerotidae. Gene Ontology annotation, cellular component: nucleus. The record is from RefSeq and is a predicted model, not a curated record. Gene Ontology annotation, biological process: male sex differentiation; regulation of transcription by RNA polymerase II. Gene Ontology annotation, molecular function: DNA-binding transcription factor activity, RNA polymerase II-specific; protein binding; RNA polymerase II cis-regulatory region sequence-specific DNA binding. Bases 1 to 1416 code for a protein of 471 amino acids. The transcript has 2 exons.
AUGAACGGCUACGGCUCCCCCUACCUGUACAUGGGCGGCCCGGUGUCGCAGCCGCCGCGGGCGCCCUUGCAGCGCACGCCCAAGUGCGCGCGCUGCCGCAACCACGGGGUGCUGUCCUGGCUCAAGGGCCACAAGCGCUACUGCCGCUUCAAGGACUGCACCUGCGAGAAGUGCAUCCUCAUCAUCGAGCGGCAGCGGGUCAUGGCGGCGCAGGUGGCGCUGCGCCGGCAGCAGGCUAACGAGAGCCUCGAGAGCCUCAUUCCCGACUCGCUGCGCGCUCUGCCCGGACCCCCGCCGCCGGGGGACGCCGCCGCCGCCCCGCAGCCGCCGCCGAACUCGCAGCCGUCUCAGCCGCCGCCUCGUCCAGCUGCCGAGUUGGCUGCGGCCGCCGCGCUGCGCUGGGCUGCCGAGCCCGCGCCCGGGGCGCUGCAGGCACAGCUCGCCAAGCCAGAUCUGACUGAGGAACGACUUGGGGACGGCAGCACGGCAGACAACACCGAGACCUUCAGCGACAAAGACACGGACCAGAGGAGCUCCCCAGAUGUGGUGAAAAGUAAGGGCUGCUUCACCCCCGAGAGUCCGGAGGUCGUGUCUGUGGAUGAAGGGGGGUAUGCUGUCCAGAAAAACGGAGGCAACUCCGAGAGCCGCCCCGACAGUCCCAAGUACCACGCGGAACAGAGUCACCUCCUGAUCGAGGGCCCCUCGGGGACCGUUUCUCUGCCCUUCAGCUUGAAAGCCAACAGACCGCCUCUGGAAGUGUUAAAGAAAAUAUUCCCCAUGCAGAAGCCCACGGUGCUGGAGCUCAUCCUGAAGGGCUGCGGGGGCGACCUGGUCAGCGCCGUGGAGGUCCUGCUCUCCAGCCGCUCCUCCGUCUCGGCCGCCGACCGAACUUCUGCGGAGCCCGAGAGCCUCGUGUUGCCCUCCAACGGGCACAUCUUUGAACACACCUUGAGCUCCUACCCCAUCUCCUCUUCCAAGUGGUCCGUGGGAUCGGCCUUCAGAGUCCCAGACACACUGAGGUUUUCCGCAGACUCUAGUAACGUUGUCCCCAACCCCUUGGCCGUGCCCCUGCAGCAUCCUUUCCCCCAGCCACCCCGGUACCCUCUGAUGCUGAGGAAUACUUUGGCGAGAAACCAGUCGAGCCCCUUUCUGCCCAACGACGUCACCCUGUGGAACACCAUGACGCUGCAGCAGCAGUACCAGCUGAGGUCCCAGUACGUCAGCCCUUUCCCCGGGAACUCGCCCAACGUCUUCAGAAGCUCACCUGUGCUCCCCACGCGCGCCCCUGAAGACCCUCGGAUCUCCAUCCCUGACGAUGGGUGUCCGAUUGUGUCAAAGCAGUCCAUUUACACCGAGGAUGACUAUGACGAGAGGUCCGACUCCUCGGACUCUAGAAUACUCAACACAUCAUCUUAAAGUGGUACUGGGUGGCUGGCGACCAGGUGACAUUUUCUGUGCGUUUGAACCCUGGGGCCCCCUGGAGGAGAGGCCACAUCCUGUGUAUACCCUUUCCUCUGUUUGACAAAGUGACUGUGCUUGAUUCUAUACCUUAGCAAUAAAAACAUAACUUAUUUAAUUUCUUGCACUUCACUGGAAAAUGCCAAAUAACUCUGCUCUGUGGCUUUAGUGC